CCGCGUCAUUUCUGUUUGCUUGUGUGUUUAGUGGUUUAGUCAGACGGACUUAAUACAUUUGGAGCACUUCUAAGGUGCACUCAUAGCAACGAUCUUAAGAUUCACUAAAAUCAGAGAAACAUAAGCAACCUUCAAACGAUCUUCAUUUCAUUGGGUUGAUGUCAAUGGCUUCUCAAAGGAUUCCAGAUGAGCUCUUAAGAAAUGAGGAGUUAAUCAAAGAUCUGGAAAAAAUUGCUAAAGAUUCUUUACUGAUGCAUGGAGUAUUAAUGCGCACAAAAGAAUCACCAAACUCUUCAGAAGUGGUGAGCUAUGCACCAUUCACACUCUUCCCUUCCCCGGUGCCUACAAUACUCUUUAGUCAGGCUCUAAAUGUUGCAACUCAUUUUAAUCGUCUGAUAGACAAAGUCAGUCAGAGUCCAUGUUUCCUUGAGGAGGCUCUUGCAAGCACCAUUAAGGUUGACAGUUUUACAGCAAAACUCUUCAAUAUUUACAGAGAAGUUCAGCAGGAACCUCAGGACAUGGCAAUAGUGCUGGGCUUGAAUCGUUCAGAUUACAUGAUUGACCAUGCUGAUGGAAAAGAGGCCUUAAAACAGAUUGAAAUUAAUACUAUUGCAGCCAGUUUUGGGGGACUUUCCUCACAAACACCAAAUGUUCAUCGGCACAUUCUGAAGGUUGCAGACCUGAUGGAGGAAAGCAAACUGAUCUUAGAUAAUAAUCCAGCAGCAGGACUGGCAAAAGGCUUGGCAAUGGCCUGGGAGCUGUAUGGCUCUGAGAGGGCAGUUGUUAUGUUCCUAGUUGAGGAAGUUCAGAGGAACAUAUAUGACCACCGAUUUGUAGAGAAUGAGCUUUGGGCAAGAAACAUUCGUGUAAUAAGAAGGAAGUUUGAAGACGUGAGUAGAAGUGGAUAUCUGGACCAGAACAAGAGACUGUUUGUAGAUGGACAAGAGAUUGCUGUUGUUUAUUUCCGUAAUGGAUACAUGCCUCAAAAUUACAAAUCAGAACAAAGCUGGGAGGCUCGGCUGAUGAUGGAGCGCUCGUGUGCUGUGAAAUGUCCAGACAUCAGCACCCACCUUGCUGGCACUAAAAAGGUCCAACAGGAAUUGGCUCGGCCAGGUGUCCUUGAGACAUUCUUUCCUGAUGAGCCUGAAACAGUGAUUCAGAUACGUGCCACUUUUGCCGGCCUUUACACAUUAGACAUGGGAGAGGAAGGGGACAGGAACAUGGCUAUGGCUUUGGCCAAACCAGACCAGUACGUGUUGAAACCACAGAGAGAAGGUGGAGGGAACAACAUUUAUGGGGAGGAGAUCUGCCGUGUGCUGGAGAGCUUGAACAGCACAGAGAGAACCAGCUACAUCCUGAUGGACAAAAUCCAGCCCCGGUCAAUAUACAACUAUUUUUGCCGAAAUGGGGAACCAGUGGAGCUCAAAUUGUGCAUCAGUGAAUUAGGUGUUUUUGGAGCCUACGUUAGGAGAGGAAAAGAGGUUCUGAUGAACGAGUGUGUGGGUCACCUGCUCAGGACAAAGAGUGUGGAACAUGCUGAUGGAGGUGUUGCUGCAGGAGUCGCACUGCUUGACAAUCCAUUACUGAUUUAAAUCUGAACAUAUCAGGAGCAGAACUGUAUGCUGAUAUAAUAUAUAGAUAUAUAUUAUCUUAUGUUCAUUCCACUAUUAGCACUUAGCAGGAGAAAAUACACUUAAUUCAUUGAGGCCUGUGCUUAAGUUAUACAUUCCCUGAAUGAAGAUGGUGCUCAUCAAAUUCUGAACUACUGCUUUCCAUAAAUAGAUUACUUUACAACUAUUGUCUAAAAUUAUCCUUUUCUAAAAAAUGCUGUUUACUGAUUUCAGUAGCUCUAUAUCAACUCUCUGCUAUUGGCAGUGUUAGCAACUUAGCCUUGGUUGCCAUUUCAGAGCAUUAGGAUGCUCUCAUUGCAAAUUUUCAAGUUUGGGAAAUCACCGGUUUUUACUUAAAGAAAAAAUAUUUUAAUGUAGAAGACCAGAGAAUGAUAUUUUGUCAAAAUAUUACACUUGAUGUAUCUAGGAUUUAAAUGAAUUAAAUCAAAAAUUUAUGUCAUCCAAUAAAUAUCUGAAAAUCUGCAGCCA
Messenger RNA from Tachysurus vachellii, 2099 nucleotides. It is a transcript of the gene gss, whose product is annotated as glutathione synthetase. The record is from RefSeq and is a predicted model, not a curated record. NCBI's taxonomy places the organism in Eukaryota, Metazoa, Chordata, Actinopteri, Siluriformes, Bagridae. Gene Ontology annotation, cellular component: cytosol. Gene Ontology annotation, molecular function: glutathione synthase activity; ATP binding; glutathione binding. The transcript is spliced from 13 exons. Bases 159 to 1592 code for a protein of 477 amino acids. Gene Ontology annotation, biological process: glutathione biosynthetic process.